This is a messenger RNA of Dermatophagoides farinae (American house dust mite), 2921 nucleotides long. NCBI's taxonomy places the organism in Eukaryota, Metazoa, Arthropoda, Arachnida, Sarcoptiformes, Pyroglyphidae. The record is from RefSeq and is a predicted model, not a curated record.
UAUCGAUAUCGAUGAUGAUGAAGAUGAUAAUGUUGAUGACAAUGAUGACGAUGAUGAUGAUGACGAUGAAAGAAAAGCAGAAACAAUACAAUUACGUCCAUAUUAUGAUUGGAGGUUUGAUCCACAAAAAUCUGUCCAACAAAAUGAUAAUACAUUGAUGAUGAUGAUGGGUACGGAAUUUCCACGUGUAAGCUCACAAGUGCCUCUAUCACCAAAAGAUGGUUAUGAUAUUUCAUUUGGUUAUGAUCUUGAAAUUGAAAAUGAUGAAGAAGAUGAUCCAGAUGAUGAUGAUGAUGAAGAUGACGAUGAUGAACGUACAAUGAAACAUCGGCAAGCACCAUAUCCACCAGCGAAACGUGUACCAAAAAAGAAAAAAUCAUCAUCAUUAAAGGAUCGUGGUACAUGGCAAGGUCGUUUUGAUUUUAUUCUUUCAUUAAUUGGUUAUUCUGUUGGUCUUGGUAAUGUUUGGAGGUUUCCAUAUCUUGUUUAUUCAAAUGGUGGUGGUGCAUUUCUUAUACCAUUCAUCGUUAUGAUGUUAUUGGUUGGUUUUCCAUUAAUGUUUAUGGAAUUAGCAUUUGGCCAAUAUGCAAGUCUAAGUCCAGUAGUUAUUUAUAAACAUUUUUCACCAUUAUUUGCCGGUCUUGGCUAUGGAAUGAUUGCCGUUUCCGGUGUCGUAAUGUUAUAUUAUAAUAUGAUUAUAGCAUGGACAUUAUAUUAUAUGUAUGCAUCAUUGAAACCAGAAUUACCGUGGUCCCGUUGUGAUCCAUUAUGGAGUACGGAUCUUUGUUAUUCAUAUAAAGAAAAAGAUGAUUGUAUAGCUAAUGAUCCAAAUGCAAUCUAUUACAAUCGUACUUGUUUCAAUCAUACGGAUGUACAACGUUUGAAUCUAACAACCAAUCUGGUGGUAUCACAAAUAUCGCCAAUAUUGGAGAAAAAAGCACCAGCAGAUGAAUAUUUCAAUAAUUAUGUAUUGGGCAAUAUUGAAACCAUUGAUGAAACGGGCAAUAUACAAUUUCAUCUGCUCAUCUCAUUAUUGAUUGCAUGGAUCAUGGUUUUCUUAUGUCUAAGUAAAGGCGUACAAUCAUCGGGCAAAGUCGUUUAUUUUACGGCACUGUUUCCAUAUUUAGUACUCGUGAUAUUAUUUAUACGUGGAAUAACAUUACCCGGAGCAAUGCAAGGUAUUGCAUUCUAUGUGAAACCAGAUUUUAGCCAUUUAUUCGCUGCACAUGUUUGGGGUGAUGCUGCUGUACAAGUGUUUUUUGCUCUAUCACCUGCUUGGGGUGGCCUAAUUACGUUGGCAUCAUAUAAUAAAUUCACCAAUAAUUGUUAUCGUGAUUCAAUAUUGGUAUUGUUUGCCAAUGCUGGCACCAGUAUUUUCAGUGGUUUUGUCGUAUUCUCAAUUAUUGGUUAUUUGGCCCACGAAAUGGAUGUUGCCGUCGAUGAGGUGGUUGAUCAAGGCGUAGGCCUAGCAUUUAUUGUUUAUCCAGAAGUAGUGGCCCGGCUACCAAUAUCACCAUUUUGGUCAUUUUUAUUCUUUUUUAUGCUCAUUACGUUGGGUUUGGAUUCUCAAUUUGCAUUGCUCGAAACCGUACAAACAGCUGUAUUGGAUCGUUUUCCGGCUCUUCGUGAUCAUAAAAUGGUCAUUCUUUUAUUGGUAUCAACAUUAGGUUAUGCUGGCGGCAUUAUAUUCACCACACAAAGUGGUGUAUUAUGGCUUGGCCUAUUUGAUCAUUAUGCAGCAAAUUUUUCUGUAUUAAUCAUUGCCAUCACUGAAUGUUUAUUGAUUGCUUGGUAUUAUGGUACGGAAAGAUUUUUACGUGAUAUCGAAAAAAUGAUUGGACAAAGAUCUCUACGUUGGAAACGAUUGUGGUCAAUUAUGUGGAAAUAUAUCACACCAUCAAUUUUAAUGUUUCUAUUGAUAUUCAAUUGGAUUAAACAUGAACCACCAAAAAGUGGUGAUUACAUCUAUCCAGAAUGGUCAAAUAUUUUUGGCUGGAUUUUGGCAUUUAUUCCCACAAUUAUUAUCAUUGCAACAAUGUUGCAUACAUAUUUCACAUAUGAUGGUGGUAAAAAUAAAUCCAUAGCUCAGAAAAUCAAUACUUUGAUGCAACCAUCCGAAAAUUGGGGACCAACACAUAAAAAUAUUGAAAAAUUACAAAGACGUAAAUCAUCACGUUUAGCAAUGAUGGCCCCGGAACAAUCACAAUCACAACAACAACAACAACAACAAUCAUCAUCUAUAUCGGAAACGACGAAUGGUACGUAUAGCCACCGAUCGGUAAUGCCAUUAACAAUGAAUGGUGGACCAUUACCACAACAAACAACAGCCACUACUAUUAAAACAAAUGGAAAUAUUGUUGAUCAACAACAGGAAAAAUUACGUCCAUUGAAAUUGAAACAAACCGUAUCCGAUCCGACAAAUAAACGUAAUUAUAAUCAACCACCAUCAUCAUCAUCAACAUCAUCGAUUUUACAGCCACAGAAUUCAUUCGAUAAUCCGUCAUUUAAUGUUCAAUUUCCGGCAAUUAAAUUGCAACAGCCACCAACAAAAUCAUCAAAAUCAGAGUCGGCUAAUCGAACACCAAGAAUUUAAUUAAUAAAACAGUAAACAGCAGAUGAAAUUAUUUCAUCAACAAAAAAAAAACAGAAUAAAAAAUAUCUACCUCUUAGUGAUUCUAACACACACACUACAUUUACGAAUUAGAAUUUAGAAGACGAAACCAGAAUGUUUUUAUCGAUUCCAAAUAAUGACGAGAUAGCCCAUCAGUUAAAUCAAACCAUAAAUUAUUAUCGUUGACCAAAAACAAAUCUUUAAUUAAAAAGGGCGACAAAGAAAAUUAUCUAUUUCAUUAUCAUCAUCAUCAUCAUCAUCAUAUUUUGUCCAUCAUUAUCGUAAAAAAAAUAUAUAUUAAUCAAUCCAA